CUUCGGCUCGUUGCUUAAAAUUUGACCCUGUUAAAGGGUGUCAAGUGUUCGAAUCAUAAGGAGAUAUAUUUGGUAUGUUCAUUGUUAAGGAUAGAUUUUUAGGUCAAAGUAUACUAUACUGACACCAUCGAGUGAACCAAUUAGAAUGAACACAACCAUUUGUGAAUUCUGACACGAAAUCAAAGGCUCACCUAAGCAACCGAAAAACAGGAAAUAAGGGUGAGGAAGGGGGAAAUAAAAGGAAAAUUUCAUAAGAAAAUAAAAAGAAAUGCGUCCAAAAAUAUGUUCUGCUAUGAGGAAAUAUUGCAAAAAUUUCCGUUUUUGUUCUGUGUUUGAAAUAUCGCCUAAAAUUACGCUAAAUUGUGUGAUUUUCGUCUGACCUCAAAUGUAUCCUAUUUUCGCCCUAAAUUUAAUUACUGAACAAAUGCCUAGACUCAGUCAACUGUUUUAAAAUGCUGUAUGUGAUUAAAUUCAUUGACAAGAAUUAUCAUUUUACAAGGAGAUUAAUAACAGACAGAUGCUAGCCAUACAUUUUCGUUGUAAGUUCAAAGUUCCACUGCCAUUUACAAAGAAGUUACAAGUAAUGCGUCAUUUAAUAAGAAUAUACUAGUUGUUAAGUGCACAUGAAGUCGUUUACAUGUGACGUAAGUCACUCACUACAUAUGCUUAGUUUCGAUGUAGCACAUGUGGUAAAAAAGUAAGUGCAUAGUAAGGAUUAUCAUCCACUAAUCACGUCAGUAUGUUCAUUUUAAAUGUUAAGUAUUCCAAUGUAUUUAGUAGACUUAAAAAGUUUUCCCUAAUGUGCUCUUGCUGAAGACAUCAAGUUCCUCUUGAGAUGACAAAGAGGACUGCAAACUUAAUAACUCAGUGUCAAGUUUCCGUUGGUGAUCACUCUGGACAGACCUAGACACCAGCUGAAUAAUGUUCGCACUGAAGUCUGAUAUUCUUGAUAUGUUCUACAGAGAAGCAUGUGAUUUUUCAAUCUCAAGUAUUAACUCUAAUCUAAUUACAAAUGAGACUUACUCAGAAGCUAACGCACUUCCAGUACGCUUUGACACGGACGUUGAGGGCGACGCUUCUAGUUUUGUGGAACUCGUCUAUUAACAUUUAUGAAUGAAUCACGCCUACUUUGCCGUUAAUGAUACCGUGGUGUCUAGUAACCCGAAUUUCGGGUGUUAAAUGUAGCUGUUUCCAUCCUGCAUUUCAGCCACGUCACCGGAAUUAUACAUUCAUGCACUCACAGUGUAUGUUUCAAUCAACUAAGUAAAGACUGGCAAUAUUUACUCUUUAAGGUGCCUAAAAUUGAUAAAAUUACCUACCGUGCAACAUGAGGUUGAAAUCUCUUUAUGUCUUUCUUUCUACGAACUAAUUCUCUUUUCCUGUACUAUAUCCUUAUACAAAAUCGUUCUUUUAUGUAUUACCACCGUUGAAUUAACUGCUAUGAAUCUGGUGUUCAUCUAGAUAUGCUAACUAGGUAUGGCAACUUGGAUCGAUGCAUAUAUGUGCCUGGUCCUACGUUGUAGCUGUAUAUUACAAGGGAGACCUGUUCCUGAUUAGUUUUUUGUGUACGUGAUGUGAUUCAACGGAUAGGCGGGGAUUUUUUGUUGCUAGGCCGUGUUCUCUCAAUCUAAUUACUGGCUCUAAAUCUCGGCUUCAAGUUUUCUAAGUUUGUACACAAAAGUGUGGCAGCACGACAUUGAAUUAUAACUGGACAAACAGAAUAUCCGCCGCAAACAGGUUUUCACAUCGAUUCACUCAAUUUUGUUACUUGUCACCGGAAGCAGUCGUGUCCUCACCUUCACUUGACGCAUUCAAUAGGAGAAUAGACACUCACAGAAGCUUAGUAGAAAAGGACUAACACAGGCCAUCGAUCUUCUGUUUUAAAUACAUAAAUCUGCAUCUGAUAUCAGUUUUUGUUGAACACCCUAAACCUAGUUCGUAAUCCUAAUACAUAACUCCAGUUUAACUCCUUUUACUUAACUCUAACCUUUUUGUAUCACAGCUGACAUCAGUUGGUGAUGAAAACGCUGUAUAGUUGCAACCGUAACUGAUAUCACCAUCCCAUUUGGGCUUGCCGAACUCGGUCGAUUAUUUUCUACAGCCCUUUCAGCCUAUUACUUAUAAUCGUUUUUUGGAAUACAUUGGUGUAUUCUCAUAAAACAUUUCUUUUAGGGUUUUAUUGGAAAUGUGACUGAAAGUUAUUAGGUACUACUCCUAAUAUGCGUUUGUCUUUCAUGUCGUUUUAGGAGGGAAUAAUCCUGAUUUUAUUAUUUAUUUAGGACUUUUCAAGCCCUUGUUUUCGUACCUCAAUAUUCUAGCUAACUCCACAAUGCUUGUGAAUUCACUCUGUGCGGAGUCUCAAAUAUUUAAAUGUAAAAGGUAUGGUCCAGAUCAACAUGGAACUCAUAAGGUACUCAUAGAAUCUCCUAAAUGUUUACAAACGUCAUCAGGCAAUAUCUUCAAAUCAAUUGGGAUACUAUUGCAAACUUGUUGAGUAUGAAUUAAUUAGAGAGGUUAUCCUUGAUUUGGCAUAUGAAUAUGAACUUAACCUGUUGACCAGCUAUGAAAGUGAUCUUUAUUGUACAGUGGCUAGGAUAUGGACUGAAUGUCAUGUUUCUAAAGGAAUAGAAGAAACAUGUUUUUACAGUAAAGAAGAACAUGGAAAUAAAAUUAUGGAUGAUAUCCUUUCGAUAUUGCAUACACGGAUGGAAAAGAAGCUAAAUGAAAGACUGAGAUUGUUCGGUGACCACAACCAAGAUCAAUCUGAAAGCAAUCAUUCAGUUGGAGUUGAAAAGCUUCGAAAUAGGAAAACUGAGCUCGCUACAGAACUUAGAAGGUUACAGGCAUCAUUCACAGAAAUCAUAUCAAGGAUAUACAAUACAUCUUCCCGUUUAUUUCGUGAAUAUCGACACGUAGUUUGGCCACGAAUGAGUCGUCAGGCAUUAGCAGUUUUAACUGAACAAGCCAAAGCCUUACUUUUGCGCGUCAAAGUUUUGCAGAAAUCCAUUGAAUAUUCCACUUCACAACCUUCAGAAACUUUAGAUAUCCUGAAGAAAAUUCACAUUGAACUUACUAAUUCACGUUGUGUUUUACAAAAAGAGGUGAAGGAGUUAGAAACAUUGCUUGCUACAUAUGACAAUAAAGACGGCGAAUAUCAUAAAUUAGUAAAAAGAUAUGUUGAUUGUCAACAACAAUUAUCUUUACGUUCUACAUUAUUACACGAUAAUGAUACUAUACAACUUAAUCAAAGAUCACAUAAGAACUUUUCAAGUCGUCGAUCAUUGAGUGUUGACGUUAUAACUCGUAAAUAAUUAAUUUAAAAAGUUCUGUAUAGUUUAUUUCGAAAUUUCGGUAAAAUAUAAUGUUUUGUAAUCUUGAUGUUUUCUUACUAUUUUUCUAGUGUUUAACACUUUUUGUUUGCUGCUGUUCAUCUAAGUUAUUUAUGGGCAUUGGAUUCAUGGGAACUAUAGUCUCACAUUUAAAUCUGGUCCACUUUGGGAUAAAUGAUUGAAUAGCAUUGAAAAUCGUCUCACACACAGUAAUUUUAGCCACAAAUUCUGUAGUAAAACCAUUUUAUUUUAUUUAAAAUCGCUUUAUUACGUCAGUAUUAUUACCUGAUGGAAAAUAUUCACCUUAACUAUAAUUAUUUAUACCUUAUUCGUUCAUACCCUGUAUUCUAAAAGCAUAAUAUCAUUUUGAUACUUUCUUAUGUAGUAAUAUUUAUAUUUACGGAUAGGAAAGACAGAGUAACUGUUACCGUUGCUGUUGUUGCAUCAAUAAUAAUAAUAAUGUUAGGAUGAUAUUCUAUUUUCUUUAUUGCUAUGAUAACUUUUUAUUUAAAUUAUGUCUCCAUUUGUUACACAAGCAUAUCAAUUGUCUUUAUUUUCUUAUAGUGUAUAUUUUAUUUGGUAGUUAACAAUGAUGUAUUCUGGGAAUUUAUAUAGAGUAAACAAUAGUUUUCAGAUAUGAUCAGACUGAUACAAAUUGCUAGGUAAUAGUGAAUUUAAGCCUACACUUUUCGAAAGAACAUAAUUUCCAGGUUACUUCAAAAUGAGCAUUUUGAAUAAAAUUGAUAAAAUGUGAGACAAUAAAUGUUAUGCAGGUUGGAAUUCUGAAUGAGAUGAUAUGACAAUACGACGUUAGUGAUCAUUAACACUCCAUAGCAAAAAUAAAUUCAGACGAUAAAAGGUUGUCACAAGUAUGCAAACUGAUUUGGUAUUCGAGAAUACUGAGCAGGUUGUAUGAAUGUGUUUUCGUAUGGAAAACACUACAGAGUUUCCAUAUGAGGUACAUGAAAUAGUCUAAGCACUAUAAAUAUCUCGAGAUAGUCAAAGUACUAUAAUGUUAGGAAGUUGAAACCUUUUCAUUUUUAACGAGCAAACACGUCUUAAAAAUCCCAGUUCACUAUUACUUCUCAGUAUAGCACAGAUCAAACUCACCAACAAAUUACUUGUUCAUGUAUUUUCAUCUUUCGACCAUAGCUAUUAUAUAGAGGCUUGUGGUGUAGAGAGCUUGUCAAACUUAUAACCUAAUGAUUGAGGGCUGUGCUUUCAACAUCAAGGUGUUGCAUUGUAUCACAUCAAAUUUAGCUUCCUCUAAUAGAUUGUAUAGCGAAGAGUAAUGAAGACCAGUAACUUCUUAAGUUCAUAGAAUUUCAGAUUUUAUAAAGGACUGUAUACUGUUAAAGCAAUACGCAAUUAAACCCUGCUAACAUAAAUGACUUUAUCGCCUUGCAUCAAUCCCUGCUUUCUUGCUUCUUUGGUCGAGGUCUCCAAGUUUUAUUACUGCCAGAAUAAGACUACGUUUUUAUUGAUCAUAAGCUUUCGGAUUCUUUGUCAACGAAGUAAAUUGUCUUCUAUUAAAUUCGACUGUUGGACAACCAUUAUACGAAUCGGUAUGUGAAUAAUUUUCAAUAUAAAUAAAAAUAUAUUUGUAAUAUCCCAAUGAGUAGAAAACUAGAUUCUCUGACGUUUCGUGACUUAGUGUAAGUCACUUCUUCAGAGAAUAACUAACCAAAGUAAAAUUAAUCCAAGUUUAAAUAGUAGAACGGAACAAUAAGAAUAAUAUUUGAUCAAUCAAAAACAGAUCUGAACAAGUUAAUAUCAUGUCAUUUCUGUCAAGGUGAUUCAUGAGUGAUAUGUAUGUAAAUUUGUGUGUAUGUGUGUGUACGUUGUUUAAGUAUAGAUAGAUACUACUUAGUUCAAUCAAGAAUUAAUUUAGGUAAUCUGAGUGAGCCGAUUGACACUAAACUUAAAAUAAGUGAACUGGUUAUUCGCAAAUAAUAUCAUGUUCUAAAUUGUUGAGUAGUGUCUCAUUGGAUGAAACAUUCAAAGGUUUUGGGUUUCGGGCUCAAAAUUAAUCUCAUUCACUUCAGUCUAGAUCACUAAAUUUUAUCUCUGGUUGGGGCAUACCAUGUAUGGCAAAAAGAUGACUACUUGGGUAUUUACGUAGUUACUGAUUUGGUUCUGUUUUUUAGGAUGAAAUAUAUUAUUCAGUUAUUUUAAUAAGCUAAAUUAGAUAUUGUUUCAACUGCUUCGAUAACUAAAUUGAGGUUUUACACAUAAACCGCUUUAUUCUAAGAGCUCUUGAAUAUUGACUUUUGUGUUUUACAGCUAGGGGACCCAUUGAUUUGUUAUGAAAUCUCAUAUCAGAUUCAGUUUAAGUAAAUUUUACUCAGUGAAUGUUGUUUUAUCCUCAACUUGUUGCGAAAAGAGUUUGCUGGUGAUGUGUUCGAAUUUACCGCUUAUAAUGGAUAAUUAUGUAACUGAUUAAUUUAUCGAACUUUAUUCAGUUUAUAUUGUUUUUGAUUUCUAAUAUGAAUUUUUAUCCUUCAGCAGAUUCAUUUAAACAUACACCUUUAUAUAUAUAUGAUGAUUGUACAGCUUGAUAACAAAUUCGUUGAAAAGAUAUUCUUUCGCCGAACUUCGUGUUUUUUAAUGUUUAAAUUGUGACUGUCUGUCAUUCUAAAUUAAUGGACAUAUGAAAGCAGCACUUCUUGUCUCAAGACUUUUUACCACUACACAUCCACUAAGUCCUUUAUAGCUUGGUUUUGUUUUUUGGCCUUCGAUGAUAAUUUGAUGAUGAGCCGGUAAAUAGUGUUCAUUUAUGGUCCUUCGUUGGUUAGUUACAAUACUCCAUUACUAACUACAUAUUAAUCUGUUUUUUUUUAUUGAACUAUGUAUGAAAUAAAUUAGUCGAUAGUUUAUUGUACCAUUGUAUUAAUAUAUACAUAUUUAAUAGGUGGAUAAUGGCGUUUAGAAGAGAAACAUGAAUUCUUAGUUAAAUGCUAGAUAUAUUCAUAUUGGAUCCUAACUAACUGUAUUUGAUCGAUUAGCUAUUUCUUUGUUAUUUUAAAUUGCUUGUGUCCUCAUAAUAUAUCUUUUAUUGUCAUGUUUAGAAUACGUCCUCCAUGUGAGUCGACUAUUGAAUGGACGAACUUACAGAUGCAGAACAUUUACGAAUUGAACAAAACCGAAAACGUGCUUUAGAACUUAGACUUUCACAAGUUGUGGCAAAUGAUCGGUAUGUAUCAAACUAACUGAAUCGUAUGCUUUUUAUAAAGAUAUAUAAUACAGCAACUAAUUGCAACAUAUAAUUCAUUUCUUAAAACUGGCUUUAUGAUUGUUCCAUAGAUGGUAAAAAAGCUUAACUCUUCCAGUAGCUGAUUAAUGUUUCGUUCUGUAUGUAUCAUGAUUAUUCUGUUAUACUUCACUAUUAUUAAAUUCAUAUGAAGAAAACUGAAUAAUGGAACGUCUUGUCGACACUCUUCACGAUUGAUAGACAUACUUUUAGAUGGAGUAUAAUUCGUUAUUGUAGAUAAAAACAUAUUUGCAUUGUUUUUCGUCAUAAUUUGUCCCGUAACUAAGGUACUGUCAAAGUACUUAGUAGUUUAAGCUAUUACAAUGGUUUAUUAUAUAUGGUUACAUGAUGCAAUGUAAUCCAAUAGGUAUAUUCACUAUUAUUAUCCGUGUUUGUAUACGUUUUAAACAUACGGGCAGUUUCAUUUUUGUGAAUCUCUACUUUUUUUAAACAUACAUUACAUGAAAAUCGUUUUGUAAACGUGGAGUACACAGAUAAAAUGAUCUUUUCAGGCAUGACUGACAUGGUAUGUAGUUUUAUAAAAUCGUGUAAACAAUUUAGGGGUGUUUGGUAUGUAUUCCAUAUCUAUCUACAAAAUGUUCUACUGAUCUUUCAUUAUUGUUGUAUUAUAGAUAUCUUAAUAGACCAUAAUAUAGAGAGCUUUUUUCUUAACCUAUGAGCUCUUAUAACCGGUAAACUUUUCAUUGGCUGCUAUUUUCUCACUAUUUGUUAUUAUUACACAUAUACAAAGUAUGAAAUGGUGCAAGAAGAUUGAAAACAUCUCGAAAAUUCCAAGAAUCCUAUAUUUAUUAUCUUUGUCUCCUCUUACCCUCCAUUUCUAGCCUAGUUGACCUUUUAUUUUUAUAUAUAAAUGUUCUUAACAAGUAUAUGUGUGAUUACAUUGUUCGAAAUGUAUUGCGUUAAUAUACCACAUAGUUCUGAUAAUCUUCGUCUUCUUAAUACACUAUCGCAAUCCUAUAUUUAUUAAAUUACUAGUUACUGUUUAUUACAGUUUUAGAGAAUAUUUGUUUUAAAUAAUUAGAAUGACAAUUGAUUGAUGUUCUCCAAGUUCUAUUUUCAGUCUUAAGUGUUUUAUCAAGUAACAAUUUUGUUUCUAUGAUACUAUUAGUGCUAUGCAUGAAACCAAAUGAAAUACACUUAUCAAGAUUGAUAAGUUUAUUAGCUAUUCGUGUUGUCUAACUGUUCUAUUGUAUAUUAAUUUCUUUACUGUUACAAACUAAACAUAUAUAUUCUUUACUGGUGUUAGUUACUGCAUUAUUUUUUUUCAAGUCAUGAUGUUUAUGCAUCAGUCCCACAAUCAAAACUGAAUACAAAAUACUUAAGUGAUGGAGGUUUUAUUUUUGAAGAGGAAACUUCUAAUCAUAAUUAUCCUUAUACAGAAAAAGAUGAAGAAUUUUCAGAUCCAGAAUUAAAUGCAACUGUUAAACCUAAAAAACGCAAACAAAAGUGUAUAAAACAGUCAAACGCUGAGUCGAAUCUCCUCAUAGCUGAAUCCAAUGUACCUAUUCCCCCUGAUCAAGAAAAACCAACUUGUGAUUUAUGCCAUAAACUGUUUGAAGAAUCAUUUUUACGCAAAACAUUUGAAGUAGAUGUUUGUGAUAAAUGUCGAGAUCCUAAAAAUAUUCAUGCUUUAAUUACUAAAAGUUCAGCAAAAGAACGUUAUUUACUAAAUGAUGUUGAUUUAGACAUACGUGAACCGAAAUUGAACUAUUUGUUGAAACGUAAUCCACACAAUUCAAGUUGGGGUGAUAUGAGGCUGUAUUUGGAAGCACAAAACUGAAGCUUCAGACACGCAGUAGCUUAUAUACGAGAGCGCAUAAAUCUCAUGAACAUGUGUUCGGACCGGAGAAAUAUGAUUCUAAGUCAGAUAUUUACUAUAAAUGCUGUAUUGAAUGUGAUUACAAAUCAACUUAUGAAAAAUUGUAAUUAUUGCACUGUUACUAACCCAUCGCAUUUAUUUUAUAAAAGGUGUCAAAACAAUAAGUAUCUUUUUUGAAAUGCUUUAAUUAAUGUUGAUGUGAAUAAAAUAAUAAUACUUAAAAGCGUCAGACAUUUGUCACUGUACAUGUUUCUGGGAUGCCACUUUACAAGGCAGGGUAGUAUUUGUGACAAAAUAAAAAUGGAAAUCGGUAUUCUGGAACAUAUACCAGAUUGACAGAUACAAAAGCCUACAGAUGACUUUUCGGAAACCCCAGUUCCGAGCAAGUACUGCA
Molecule: messenger RNA, 8813 nt
Organism: Schistosoma haematobium
Lineage: Eukaryota; Metazoa; Platyhelminthes; Trematoda; Strigeidida; Schistosomatidae
Exons: 6
Coding region: 2673-3311 (212 amino acids)
Biological process (GO): base-excision repair; spindle assembly; UV-damage excision repair
Cellular component (GO): nucleotide-excision repair factor 1 complex; HAUS complex
Molecular function (GO): damaged DNA binding
Source: RefSeq, a predicted model, not a curated record